Molecule: messenger RNA, 3193 nt
Organism: Physella acuta
Lineage: Eukaryota; Metazoa; Mollusca; Gastropoda; Physidae
Product: ankyrin repeat and EF-hand domain-containing protein 1-like
Molecular function (GO): protein binding; calcium ion binding
Source: RefSeq, a predicted model, not a curated record
UUAUUUUGAUACAACGUAAUGGGGUUCAAUACUCAACGCCUACCUGCCAUUGCGUGUUAAGAACUGUUCAUUGUAAUCAUUAAUUUAAGAGCGCUAUACAUAAUUAAUUAUUUAAUGGUGUUUAGAAACUACAACGCCGAUCCAGGUUUUUAAACUCUCAAACAUUUUAAUUGGCUGUUUCCCUGGACACGUUGAUUGGCGACAAAAUGGGGGACAUGGAACAUCGUCUUCUCUCUUGAGCCAUCAACAUUCAUCUUGUUGCAUUAAUAAAAAUUAAAAUUGGAGAAAAAAAUCAUCUAAAAGACCUGUAUCAUCACGUUUUGGAUAUAUAAUGCCUAACAUUGUUUGGUAAAUUUGAUUGUGCAUACUCAAAAAUCAGCUCAUUCAAAUCAAGCAUUUAUAAUGCAAAUAAAAAGCAAUUAAAAUGCACCUGUGAAAUGUAGACUGUCAUAAUCAUCAUUGAGUUGGUGAAAAGGAUUUUUCAAACUUAUUAAACAUACAUUCCAAUUUUUAAGAGAAGUAAGUUAUAUUAAAAAUCUACAAAAAUGCCUAUCGCUCAAGCCCGCUUGCAAGUUUUGCAAGUUUGCAAAUUGCUUCAAUUAGUGCGGGAAAGAAACAAAGAACAAAUAGAUAAAUUGAUAAUAAAAGGAACACCUCAUCUAAUAAACUACAACGCUUCAGAAGAUGGGGUGACCGCCCUCAUAGUUGCCUCCAAGGCAAAUGAUGAGGAGAUGGUUGAGUUUUUGUUGAGCCUUGGGGCACAUCCUGAUGUUAUGGACUUGAAAGGGAAGACAGCGUCCAUGUGGGCAGCUGAAUUCGGCAAUGUUGAAUGUCUGGAGAAAUUGUUGGCCGCUGGAGCGGAUAUGACCCUGAAAGAUGUUGAAGGCAAAGGUAUUAUAUUUUACCUGUUGACACCAACUGAGCGCCAUGCAAAAUGCUUGGACUUGGCACUCAACGCUGGGGCAGAUGUAAAUGCCAAAGAUCUAGAUGGCAACCCUGUGUUUGUUGAAGCCUGCAAUCUGGCAGUAGAUAAUGAGAGAUUGUGCUUACAACUUCUCGCUCAUGGUGCAGAUCCCAAUGUAGUAGCACUGAAACCCGGUCGCACACCACUCAUGGCAGCAGCAUCCAGUGGAGGAAUCAAGGUUGUUGCUGCUCUUCUAGCAGCAGGGGCCAACCCAAACACAAUAGACGCCAAGAAGAACUGUGCGGCCCACUUUGCCGCAAUGAACGGCCACAUCAAAGCACUGCAAUUAAUGGCAGGUUAUGGAGCUGACUUUAAUCUAAUAGCAAAUGAUGGGGGGAACCCUAUCCACUUGGCAGCCAAGACAGGGGAGGCAAUGUGCAUUAAGUUCUUAUCACAAAGAGGCUGUAAUCCGAAGAUUAAGAACAACCACGGUCAUUUACCCAAAGUUAUUGCUAAGGAAGCUGGCAACAAAGCAGCAGGUUCGGAAGUCCGGAAAGCUGAAAGAAGCUUUGGUAAAGUGGGUAAGAACAAUGACCUGUGGAUACUUCAGCUCUACGACUGGGUCCACGCUAGGAAGAGCGCCAUCCUUAGCGCCUGCAAUGCUGUAGAUGUGGAUGAAGUGGGCAAGGUACCUGUGGGUGACUUCACUGAUAUUCUCACCUCUAAAGGUGUGCCAGUGGAGGACGAACAGCUGAAGACGAUCCUGACGCUGCAAGACAAGAACAAAGAAGGAAGGAUAGACUACAACGAUUUCUUCUUGGCGAAGAAGUGGGUGAAUAAAAACUUUGUGUAUGAGGCGUUUGAAGGAAAGAAGAAGAAGAAGAAGAAGGGCAAGAAGAAAGGUGGAAAGAAGGGAAAGUUCAAGCUUGUCAUGCCUAUCUGUAUACAAGACGAAGGGCCUAGGCAAUUUGGUGGGGCCCCACCACUGGUGUACAUACCUCAACACAUUCAUUUUACAGAUACGGGCAGGUUUGACAGGGAUAAACCACCUAAACACCCACUUCAAGACGACUCAGCAUGGUACAUUGAAGCUCCCUUGAAGACCUACAUAAACAUUAAUGAGGCUGCUAAGAAUGGUGAUAUUAUAUCAAUCAAGGAUGCAAUUCUGCGCGGUGUUUCAGUGGAUACCCGGGAUAAAUUCUACAAGACCCCACUCAUGAUAGCUUGCGCAGUGGCCAAUAUUAACACUGUCCGCUUUUUGCUGGAGAAUGGCGCCAACGUGAAUACCCGUGAUAAUUUCAAAUGGACGCCUCUACACCACGCAUGUCAUGCCGGUCAGCUGGAUAUUGUGCAACUGCUGCUUGACAAUGGUGCAGAGAUUGACGCAUCAUCUAUUAAUGGUGGCACCCCACUCACCAGAGCCAUAGAAAGUUCUAAGGAUACAGUAGUGGAAUACCUGCUGGAGAAAGGCUGUAAAGUGCAGACUGAGAACAAGAGAGGUUUGUCACCAAUGGAUCUGGCAUACUCCUGGGCUGAUCCUAGAGUCUUUGAGCUCAUCAUGGCCAAAUGGGAAAUGCUCAAACCAAAAGAUGACAAGAAAGGAAAGAAACCAGCCAAGCCCAAGAAACAAAAAGGUGGCAAGGAGAAAGAUGCUUCAGCAACGCCAGAACAAAAACAAAUUAAAAUCGAAGAUGAGGAGUCACUGCCCCAGCACAGGCGUGGCUCCAUACUCCGCGCAGCCUCCGCCCUGGCUGGCGGCAUGGAUGAGCACGAGGACAUCCGCUACAAGCCGAAAAAAGUAUGGACCCCCCAGAAAACAACCGCUGAACUUAUCCGCGAGAGGGAGAUCAUGAGAGAAAGGUUUGGCUGGGAGGUCGACUUUGCCGAUUACGAAACACCAUUCCAGAAAAAUAUUACGACCAAAAUUAAAGAAGCCGAGGAAGAGGAUGAAUAAAAAGCAGAUAUGUUAUUCAUCAGUUGUUUUAAAAGCUUGAAAAUUCAUUUUCUACCAAAUAUGUUGUCCCCCAUUACAAAUUUAUAUGAUAUUUUUUAAAAUUUUAUCUUGUCUGCACCAUGAAAAAAAUUAUUGUGUGUAUGAUUGCUGAGCGCUCUCUAUUUUUACAUUUUAAUUUCAUGUAAACUUGUAAUAUUCUAAAUAAUUUUAUGUUACUCUGCUGACAACUUUUUACAAUGUGUUAAAUAUGUUUUUAUAUGUGGUAUAACCUGCUGAAAAAAAAUUAUGCUUUACACCUUAAUAUUGCCCAGAUAUAUUUUCUAUCCCUUUUUUUU